Messenger RNA from Penicillium lagena, 1482 nucleotides. RefSeq names its product fungal specific transcription factor domain-containing protein. Gene Ontology annotation, biological process: DNA-templated transcription. The transcript is spliced from 3 exons. Gene Ontology annotation, molecular function: zinc ion binding; DNA binding. The coding region runs from base 1 to 1482 and encodes 493 amino acids. Lineage: Eukaryota; Fungi; Ascomycota; Eurotiomycetes; Eurotiales; Aspergillaceae. The record is from RefSeq and is a predicted model, not a curated record.
AUGGCCACGCUUUUUUCACAUGGUGAAUCGAAUUGGUACUAUUUCGACGAAGCAUGGUUCCGCGAUCGAAUUAUGCAGAUUUAUGAUAGCGAUUUGCCGGAGACAGUUGCAGACUGCAGCUUUACCUGUCUUGCAUUCGCAGCCUUUGCACUGAGUAGUCAAUUCAUGCAUAUUUGGCCAAACUUCCAGGGAUCCAUUGGUGUUUCCGGAGAAGCCGAUUUGGCUGACGAGGGCUUUCCGGGAAUGACUUACUUCCAAAACGCGCAGAGACUCAUGCCAUCGUUGCUCAGUACUUGUUCUCUGGAAAGCCUUCAGAGCUGCCUCUUGACUGCGCUAUAUGUGCUUCCCGCUCACAGCACCAAAAUGGCUUACACUUACCUUGGCUUAGCUAUGAGAAUUGGCAUCGCUCUUGGACUCCACAGCAAGACAGCUGACGUCUUGUCACCUGUGAUUGUGGAAAAUAACUGCCGAGUGUUUUGGACAACAUACAGCAUUGAACGUCGUCUAUCUAUCUCGCUGGGAUACCCGGAAAUGCUCCAGGAAAGGGAAAUCAGUUGCCCCUUGCCACAAAGGCGAAAUGACCUCGACGCACCAGACUCUCUCAAGGUUGAACGCCUGAUCGCACACACGAAACUGUUGCUUCUUUUCAACGAGGUUAUCCAAGUAAGCAUCCGUGAACGCCUUCUGUUAUGGAAGGAGGAUCUCCCACCGGCACUCCAGGCAUUUGAUCAAGAUUGUUUAAGGGCCAAUGUCCACCUUCAACUUCAAUAUCAUAUUGUAUGGGUAUGCCUCGGCCGUGCUGCCCUACUCCAACUGGUGCGGCGCAGUAUCAUGUCAAAGGAAACCGAGACUAACAAAAACCCGGUGGAAUCGACGCCCCUUGGUUUGGAUCUAACAUAUCCAUGCGUUCGUUCAGCGUAUGAGAUUAUCGAUUUGAUUGGACUGCUUCGCCGCUACCAACAACUUGCAAGGUUCUCUCACACAGAUUUCCGUACAUGCUGCUGUGCAACAAUUAUCGUUAUCUUAGACAGCAUUCUGUAUCCGACCGUGAGAGCAUCUUCCAAGGCUGCAGAAGCUUUUGAUGCCUUACAGUAUAUGACAUUCGGAAAUGAGCAUGCGAGAAGUAGUUUGAAAUACAUCGAAAGCUUUCUCGAGAUUGUUAACUCAGCCUUGGCAAAAUUUCACUGUCGGCAACCUCUGCAGAGUACCUUUCAUCGCUCGUCCGAAGUACGUGGUUUUGACUCUUGCAGCACUUCAGAUGAAAAGAAUAAUCGGCGAGAUGAUCACGAGAAUUCAUCACCGAUGGCCGGCUCUAAUUUGGAGACUAUGCAGGAAUGGCGAAGCGAGGGUGGCAACCCUUGUCAGCGUGCAGUUGCCGAUUUUGACGGGCUAGAGUUCGGUCUCGACAAUAUUGAGGCUCUACUGAACGAUUGCCCGCCAAUGGAUUUACAUUUUCUCGGUCUAGGCGAUUUUCACAUGUAA